Soboliphyme baturini is the source of this 1089-nucleotide messenger RNA. The record is from the annotation of a GenBank genome assembly. Lineage: Eukaryota; Metazoa; Nematoda; Enoplea; Dioctophymatida; Soboliphymatidae.
AUGACCGUUUCGUAUACGUCGGUCUGUGCCAACUCGUCGCUUUGCACUUUCCUUCGCCUGCUGUUUCGAUGGCGUGGCAGUAUCCACAAGAUGAUCCUCAAGGAUUUAUUAAUCUUUCUGGUUUUGUAUUACGCUGUCAAUAUUUUAUACCGCUAUGCGUUGAAUGAAAGCCAGCAGCAAGCCUUCCACAUAAUCGUCGACAAACUGAGUCAAAGUGAUGACUUGAUACCCGUGACCUUCUUGCUCGGCUUUUACGUUUCCCGGGUGCUGACCACCUGGUGGAAGCGGUUCACUUCCAUUCCAUGGCCUGACAGAUUUGCACUGAUGACCUCUUGCUAUAUCCCAGGGCUAGAUUACGAAAGUCGGCUGAUACGUAGGACUCUGGUGCGCUACGUUAACCUGGCCAGCGUGCUUUUACUGCGUGACAUAAGCACGGCGGUAAAGAAGCGCUUUCCUACCAAGGACCAUGUUAAGAAUUCGGGAUUUUUUACUCAGCACGAACUGGAAAUCCAAGAAGCACUGUCAUCAAAAUCAAAAGUGUACCUGUUUUGGCUACCACUGCAGUGGGCUACCAAUCUGGUAAGCCAAGCUUCAACACGAGGUCUUCUUAGCAGUGAACUUUCACAGAGGGUGCUAGAAAUCACAGAUAUACGAAGCCAGUUGGGAUACCUGGCUUACAUGGACUUCGUUUCACCCCCAUUGGUGUAUACACAGGUGGUAACGAUCGCGGUGUACACGUUUUUCAUCAGCUGUUUAUUUUCACGACAAGUCAUCAACAGUGAAAGCAGCAGAGAGUAUUCAAAGUUCCCCCUGUUCACGAUGCUCCAGUUCAUUUGCUACAUGGGAUGGCUGAAAGUGGCCGAAGCGCUCUUCAGUCCAUUAGGGGAAGACGACGAUGAUUUCGAAAUCAACUACAUUAUCGAUCGAAACCUGCAAAUCAGCUAUUCGAUAGUCGAUGACAUACACGGUGUCUUGCCAACAUUGGUACCGGAUAUGUACUACGAAAGUCAAUACGAGCCCUCGUACACGGUGGCUUCAGAAUUUCUAAAACGAAGACCGUUCACGCCGUCGGCUUCAGAGUUCACGUAA